AUGUUUGACUUCUGGCUCUGCGUUGCGAUUGUAGUGGCUGCAUAUGCAUUACUGUUGCGAGCACGGAAGAAACUGCUUCCUCUUCCACCUGCAUCUCGGCCAGGUCCAGGGUCGUACUUAGCAGGAGAACACGAACCCCCUUGGAAGACCUACCAGCGCUGGUCUCUGAAGAUAGGACCUCUUGUCACUGUAUCGAAACUGGGACAUCCCAUCAUAGUCAUUAAUUCCGCGAAGGACGCUACCGAAUUGCUAGAUAAACGAUCAACAUUCGCCUCCAAGCCGCGCUGGCCGAUGGCAGAACUCCUUGGCCGUCAGAACAACGUUGGCUUUCAGUACUACGGCGAGCGUCUCAAACGAUCACGCAAGGUCCUACAUGCCGCUCUUAAUCCAGAUGCCAUCGCAAACAAGUGGAGCGAGUUGCUCGACACGCAGUCGAUCAAAUUGAUGCGACAGCUUGCUUCUGACCCCUCUGCGUUCUACUCGCACAUUCAGAAUAACAUCGAGGAGCUCGUCGUGCUAUUUGCUUACGGACGGGAGCCUGAGCCGGAAUACACAAGAAUAGCCAAAGCUGUCAUGGAGCAGACGAGCAUAGCACUCCAACCAGGUCGAUGGGCUGUCAAUCGCAUUCCAAUAUUUCCGUUGCAAGUGAAGUAUCUUCCGACAUGGCUCCCCGGUGCAGGCUUCCAGCGCUGGGCUAAAUCCGCCAGAACUCUGUUCUACCAGAUGACCAGAGGCCCGUUCCUUGAAGUGAAGGCUGAGAUGGAACUGGGCACGGCAACGGAUUCAUUCGUGAAGCACUCCCUUGUGAACCUAGGACAAAAUCGCACUGUUGACAGCGAAGAUAUCAUCAUGUGCGCCGCUGGGAGUCUAUACAGUGCUGGGAUAGAGACACUUACUAGUACCAUUCUCACUUUCAUCCUCUUCAUGGCCCGCCAUCCUGAGGUACAGGACCGUGCAUACAAGGAGAUUAUGCAAGUCGUGGGAAAUCACCACCUCCCUGACAUCACGGACCAACGCGCGCUGGUCUAUGUCGACUGUGUGAUACGAGAGGUGCAUCGCAUGAAUCCUGCUAUUCCCCUCGUGACACACAGCAACACUGAAGACGCCGACUAUUCCGGAUGCCACAUACCUAAGCAAAGCUGGAUCAUGGGCAAUAUAUGGUCAAUGCUGCAUGACGAGACGGCGUAUCCCAGAGCAGAAGAGUUCCUACCAGAUCGUUACUUGCAUGCGGGAGACGGAAGUGCUCCUAGGGAUCCAAGAACACUUGUCUAUGGUUUUGGUCGAAGGUUAUGUCCAGGAUUGCAUUUUGCUAACACGGUGGUGUAUCUUGUGGUGGCUCGUACCUUGGCUCUGUACAAGAUUACGCCGGAAAUAGUGAACGGCGAACCUCGUAACUCUGACCUUAUCCUAGUACCCCUGUACGAUUUGAAUGCAGCAUAG
Messenger RNA from Postia placenta MAD-698-R-SB12, 1440 nucleotides. RefSeq lists its product as hypothetical. Lineage: Eukaryota; Fungi; Basidiomycota; Agaricomycetes; Polyporales; Adustoporiaceae. The record is from RefSeq and is a predicted model, not a curated record. Gene Ontology annotation, molecular function: iron ion binding; oxidoreductase activity, acting on paired donors, with incorporation or reduction of molecular oxygen; heme binding. The transcript has 11 exons. The coding region runs from base 1 to 1440 and encodes 479 amino acids.